Amphiprion ocellaris (clown anemonefish) is the source of this 2712-nucleotide messenger RNA. RefSeq names its product endoplasmic reticulum membrane sensor NFE2L1-like. The record is from RefSeq and is a predicted model, not a curated record. Gene Ontology annotation, biological process: regulation of transcription by RNA polymerase II. Bases 282 to 821 code for a protein of 179 amino acids. NCBI's taxonomy places the organism in Eukaryota, Metazoa, Chordata, Actinopteri, Pomacentridae. Gene Ontology annotation, cellular component: nucleus. Gene Ontology annotation, molecular function: DNA-binding transcription factor activity, RNA polymerase II-specific; RNA polymerase II cis-regulatory region sequence-specific DNA binding. The transcript has 3 exons.
UAAAUAGGUCGCACCCUCCACAGCAGCCAGAACAGAAACUGAAUCCGGACUGAAGGACUGGAAUAAAGCUGCAGAACUACACUGAAUAACCAGCUCUGAUCUUGAGUGAAGGGGGAUUUGUGUGCUUUACAAGCUGCUGUGACUCCCUACGGAGCCGUCAAACAGAGUCUGAACAUCUUGAUAAGCACCAGACAGCUGAAGAGAAGCCACAGUGGUGGUGACCAACUCAAACCUCUGCAGACCGGUCUCAUCAACCACCGUCUUCUGACCCACUGGAGACCAUGUUAUACCUGAAGAAAUACUUCACCGAGGGCCUCAUCCAGAUGGCCAUCCUGCUGAGCCUCUGUGGGGUGAGGGUGGACGUGGGGCUGGAGCCCUACCUGCCCCCCUCCUGGCAGGAGAUGAUCCUGGGUCCGACCUCGACGCUGACCCAGACGCAGUUCCACAACCUUCGUAACCGGCUGGAGGAGGGUCACGGCCUUCACCCCAAGAGUGUGGAUCUGGACGGGUUCUUCACGGCACGAAGGCUGCUGGGAUGGGUCCGCUCUCUGGACAGACUACAGGUUCCUCAUCCAGAGCUGCAGACAUGGCUGGUCCAACGAGAACCAGAUACUCUCCUCGUUGGACGUUCAGACCAGGCUUCCCUGCUGGAGAGAGCUGCUGCCGGGGUAGAGAGAUCCCGAACUGCCCCACCGGCGGAGGCCAGAGCUGAACUCAGCAACCUGGAGGAAGAAGACGAGGAGGAGGAUAAAGAGGUACAGCAUCUUCCUUCCCACUGUGUGGUUUGUUUAGGCGUUGUCUGUUUGGUUCUGUGGUCUUGAGUGACACCUGGUCAAGAAUCUUCAUUGAAACUAAAAGCUCAGACAUGUUUCUAACAUAGGAACCUUUAAUCCUAAAUAUUGGGGUGUCACAUAUUCAUGGGGAACGAACCUGAACAGAGAUCUGCUCUGGGUUCUGUGGUUAAACACCAGCACAGGUUUGGAGGAUAAUUUAGUUAAGGUUCAACAGUUGGGGGUUCUGGUGACAUCAUCCUCCUGAAUGGCAGCUUUGACCGAUAGCUCUCUGGAGGUGUUAGCUAAAUCGCCCCAUAAAAGUGUCAGACCUUAACUUUUCUCUUAAUAAUAGUCGAGAGAUAAAUGGGGCGAAGAUGGGGAGAAGAGAUGCAUGGCCUAAAGGUGUGACUGAAGAAAAAACAAACAAAGAAACUACAUCAAGCACCUCUGAAGUUAGCGAAGAAGCUAUGGCUAGAGCUGCCGCUGGUGAGGCCCAGAGUCUCCAAGAUACAACGCUAGUGGCGGUGCUGGAGGGACUGCGAGACUUUCGUAAAGAUUUCCAAGACUUCAAAUCAGAGCUAACCACCAUUACCCAGAAGAUUACAGAAGCAGAAACUUGAAAUUGUUGAAGACCAGGUCCAAAACAUGGAACAACUGUGAACCAAAAGGACAAAAUUCAUGAGCGAGCAGGAGAAUGAACUACUCGACCAAGAAAGUAGAUCUCGCAGGGUGAAUUUAGGAUUGUAUGAUGUCUGCAAAGGGGCCAAAAGCGGAUCAUCGAUGGUGGACUUUGUGGAGAAACUACUUCAGGGCAGUUUGGAUAUUCCUCUGAGUGCGAGCCUUAGCAUCGAGAGAGCGCACAGAGCGCUGGGUCCCAAACCAUCCGGGAAUGGAGAGGAAAAGCCAUGCUUAAUAAUAAUAGGAUUUACAAGCUACAUAACCAAAGAAGACUUUUGACCUUCAUCCAUGCCAUAACCUUGUUGGAUCUAGAGUAUUAACCAACUGCUCAUAGCAUUGUUUCUGGCCACUUUUUGCCCGAAGCCAAGAUGCUACUUGGUAAUGUCAAAAGACUAAAGCGUUCAUAGCUGUUCCAAAUAGCCAUAUUCCAUUAUGGAGGCAGGUGAUGGCCAUAAAUAGACCUGAAAUGUGGAUAAUAAUGCUAAACCAGGAGCUAAAAGAUGCUAAAACAAGGAGCUAAAAGAUGCUCAAACAAGGAGCUAAAAGAUGCUAAAACAAGGAGGUAAAAGAUGCUAAAAUGAGGAGGUAAAAGAUGCUAAAAUGAGGAGCUAAAAGAUGCUAAAACAGGGGCUAAAAGAUGCUAAACGAGGAGCUAAAAGAUGCUUUUCUUGAGGGAAGAACCCCAAUCCGUGCCUCUUUACCCACUUCUUAACCUACCGAUUGCUGCAUAAUGUAGUAAAGAAAGGCAGAUAACUGGUUUCAAAAACUGAAAGGGUUUUAUUGAGUCCACUGGACUUUAAACUGAGGACCUUCUGCAUGAUAACCAGUUUAUUAGUUUAGGAUGUUAGAAUCUAACAGUGGCUAGUUGCUACUAAAGGUAAAGUUGAGCCUGAUAUGAAUGGAAUUAGUUAAAGUUUAGCCUGGUGGUGGCUGAUAAGUCGGAGAAUCAGACCGUCAUUAUCUGCACCAAUUCAUCAGUUCCACUUAACCCUCCUGUUGUCCUCAUUUACAGGCACCAAAAAAUAUUGUUUUCUUGUCUAAAAAAAUCCAAAAAUUCAGCAAAAAAAUUCCCAAAAUUUCAGAAAAUUUGCAAAACCUUUAGGAAGAAAAUUCCAACAAUUCCUCAAAAGUUUCCCUUAAAAAUUUUAUUUAAAAAAAAAAAAAAUCCCCCAAAUUUGGCAAGAAAAUUCUUGUGAAUAUUUCUUCCAAAAAAAUCCUAAAAAUAUCUAAAGUGAUUACAUAUAUCAGUAAAACUUCAAAU